This is a messenger RNA of Aspergillus aculeatinus CBS 121060, 8035 nucleotides long. Its product is annotated as putative polyketide synthase. Gene Ontology annotation, molecular function: acyltransferase activity; phosphopantetheine binding. NCBI's taxonomy places the organism in Eukaryota, Fungi, Ascomycota, Eurotiomycetes, Eurotiales, Aspergillaceae. The transcript is spliced from 4 exons. Bases 324 to 7901 code for a protein of 2525 amino acids. The record is from RefSeq and is a predicted model, not a curated record.
CAGUUCUUUAUUCCCGCGUGUUCAUUAUCGCUUCAGCGGGAAAGAAAGUCUCCGGGGUUUAGACGUUGUGAGUGCCGGCUCGUUGGUGUGUUUGUGUGGGAAAGGUUUGUUUGCCUGCUUCUUACCUCAUCCGCAGUUGUUGGUCAUUCCCUUCCGGGGAUUGGUUUGCAUCGAUCCAUAUCCAGUAAAUCAAUACUUGCGACUCUUGUGGACCUGGUCUGGGAUUGUUGACGUUGCGUGUGUGCUGGGGUGUCCUUUUGUUCGUCUGUUUGCUUGCCUGCUUGGUUUGUGAAUUGUGAGUGGCAAACAUACACCCAAAACUCAUGGCCAGUCAAUUAUCACCUCCGCCGGGAGGCAAGACGGUGCUGCUAUUCGGCUGCCAGGCCGUCCAGUUCGACGCCAACGACUUCCAGCAGCUGCGGCGCGUCAUUCUGGACACGCCCGACAACCACUGGGUGCUGGACGUGCUGGCGGAGCUGCCCGUCUACUGGCGCACCGCCGCCACCAAGUACCUGCCGAAGCUGCAGGCGCUGCCGGGUGAGCAGCAGCUGCGCGACCUGAACCAGUGGAUCCGCACCGGCAAAGUCGCCGACCGCCACUUCCCGCUGCCCUACCUCCAGCAUGCCCCGCUGCUGAUGAUCACCCACCUGCUGCAGUUCGCGCGCUACCUGCAGCUGACGCACCCGGAUUACGCGGCUCACGGCGUGGUUGACGCCGAGACGAGCCCCGUCGUAGAGAUCGUGGGGUUCUCCUUUGGCUUUCUCAGCGCCGCAGUCGCUUCGAGCGUCACGAAUCAGAGCCAGUUGCGAGAGUAUGGGGCCGUGGGAAUUCGGUUGGCGACCCUGCUGGGCGCGCUCGGCGAUGAACAAGAGAGCCGCGAGAAGUAUACCUCGCUGUCGACCGUGUGGAAGAAACCCGAGUUGGAGGGGGAGCUGGUUCGAGUGCUGGAGCAGCAUCCGGAGGCGUAUAUCACGGUUCGAUAUGAUACGAACCGCGCGACUAUCAUGACGCCGCGGAAGGGGCUGGGCCGGCUGCAGCAAGCGCUCCAGACAGCCGGAUUUUCCGCAUACCACAUCAACUUCAACGGACGCUAUCAUUGGCCGGGGCAUCAGAAACUAUUGCAUACGCUUGAGCAGAUGUGUGGGGCGGAUCCCGCGUUACAGCUGCCAGAUGCAUCGCAGUUGCCACGGCACACAUGGACCAACAUCACUAAUGAGCCCAUCUAUGAGGGUCCACUGCACCAGGUGGUUCUGCGCUCCAUAUUGGCCCAGCAGUGUCAAUGGGGUCCCACGUUUGCGGCUGUGCAUCGGGCCCAACUUGAAAACACGCAGUCGAUCGUGGUGGAGUUUGGCUCUGAGCGCUGCGUUCCCCCGACAUUCAUGCGCACGCUCGGCAGCCGCGUGGUGCACUAUAUGGACUUGAACCUGGACUUCCAGUCGCGCGUCUCGCCACUUCAGUCGAGCCCGACGCUAUAUGAUGACGACAUUGCCGUGGUGGGCAUGGCUUGCCGGGUGGCUGGUGCCGACGAUCUCGAGGAGUUCUGGAAGCUCUUGUGCGCGGGUGAAUCGCAGCACCGGGAGCUGCCGCCGGAACGAUACAAAGACUAUGAGACCCCGUGGAGGCCAGGCGCGAUUCGCCCUUGGUGGGGCAACUUCGUCAACGACAUCGAUGCCUUCGAUCACAAGUUCUUCAAAAAGGUGCCGAGGGAGGUCAUGUCCCAAGAUCCACAGCAACGGUUGUUUUUGCAGGUCGCAUACCAGGCUCUCCAACAGGCGGGCUACUUCCACAAGAAGGAUGCCACCAAGGACAUCGGGUGCUAUGUCACCUGUUGUACCGUGGACUAUGAGCAUAAUGUCAAUUGUCAUCCGGCUACGGCCUAUGCUGCCACGGGUCUGUUGCGGAGCUUCAUGGCUGGUAAGGUGAGCCAUUACUUCGGAUGGCGCGGGCCGGCGCUGUGCAUUGACACCGCAUGUUCGGGCUCCGCCGUUGCGCUGCACCACGCCUGCAGGGCCAUCCUCAAUGGCGACUGCAAAGCUGCGCUGGUUGGGGGCGCCAAUGCUCUCACGAGUCCGCUAGCAUUUGAUAAUUUGAACGGAGCGUCAUUUGUCUCCCCCACCGGACCUUGCAAGCCGUUCGAUGCAAAGGCCGAUGGCUAUUGCCGCGGCGAGGGCUUUGCAGCGAUCUUCAUCAAGAAGAUGUCCGACGCGUUGGCUGACGGUGACACAAUCCUGGGCACCAUCGCUGGCACCGCGGUGGAGCAGAAUGACAACUGCACCCCGGUGGUGGUCCCUCAUGCGCCGUCGCUGGCAGGCUUGUUCGACAAAGUCAUUCGUCAGGCCCACAUCCGCCCGUAUGAAAUAUCGGUUGUCGAGGCUCAUGGCACCGGAACACAAGCGGGUGACCCGGCCGAAUAUAGCAGCGUGAGACAGGUAAUGGGUGGUCCACAACGAGCAGCCCCACUGACGCUGGGGUCAGUCAAAGGGCUGGUUGGACAUACGGAAGGUGUCUCUGGCAUGGUAGCGCUGGUCAAGGUACUCCUGAUGAUUCACGAAGGAAAGCUCCCGCCCCAACCGAACUUCCACAACUUGAACCCACACAUCCAGGCGGCUGCCGACGAUCAGAUCGAGAUCACCACCCAGUUAAAGCCAUGGCAAGCGGAUUUUCGCGCAGCACUAAUCAAUAAUUACGGUGCCUGUGGGUCGAAUGCCUCCAUGGUAGUCACUCAGCCACCUGGCUUUCGGACCGGGAGCGGUGCCUCUGCUAUUCAUGCCCCCGGCAUCUCCCUUCCCUUCAGAUUCUGUGGUUUAGAUGAGCACCGUCUGCGCGAUUAUGCACGAAAGUUCUACAGUCUCUUGCAGCAUCAGGCCGUUUCUGCGAGCCAUCUCGCGUCUCUGGCUAAUGUCUCGUUCAACGUUGCUCGCCAAUGCAGCCCAACUCUCGACAGGCACCUGAUAUUCAGCUGCAGUUCACUGGUAGAGCUUGAGUCGCGGCUGCUUUCAGUCGUUGAUGGGGACGAAAGCCGAGUUGUUCGCAUGGCCAAGACCACCCGCCCCGUGAUUCUAUGUUUUGGGGGCCAGGUGUCAACUUCGGUCGGUUUGGAUCGCACCGUUUACGACACAAUGCACGUUCUGCGCAAUCAUCUCGAUGGCUGCAGCAGGAUACUAGAGUCGCUCGGGUACGACAGUCUCUACCCUGGUAUCUUUGAGUCCACCCCAAUCGCCGAUCAAGUCAAGAUACAGACACAGUUGUUUGCUUUGCACUUUGGAGAGUUAACUGCCCUCUGCGUAUCCGGGGCACUGUGCCUUGAGGAUGCGCUAGUCCUAAUCGCUAGACGGGCGACUUUGAUUCGGGACAGUUGGGGACCAGACCCUGGGGCCAUGAUUGCUGUAGAGGGCGAGCUCCACGAAGUUGAACAUCUGCUAGCCGAAGCCACAAAAUCUGUCUCGACUGGAACAUCCCUGGCCAGCAUCGCCUGUAUCAACGGCCCACGUAGCUAUACGUUAGCUGGAGCAACAGAAGCGAUGAACGCAGUGCGUGUUAUGCUUUCCACGCAGCCAGCAUUCUCUCGUCUCAAACACAAAUGUUUGGACGUCACCAACGCAUUCCACUCGUCAUUGGUCGAUUCCCUCGUUCCCGACUUGAAGAGGAUAACUGACGGAUUGAUGUUCCGCGAGCCGCAGUUGCACCUGGAGCGGGCCACGGAAGAGCCAUGCACUGGUGUCCCCUCUCCGAUCAUUGCAGCUGAGCAUCUCAGAAAGCCGGUGUACUUCAGUCAGGCUGUCAAUCGCCUAGCAGAGAGGUACAAGUCGUGCAUAUGGCUCGAGGCCGGCAAGAAUGGGGUCCAGAGUCUGACCGACAACAUAAUCGCUCUCUGGAAGGAGGGAAUUUCUGUCUCCUACUGGGCACAUCAUUCGUCGCAGACGCCUGAGUAUGACUUCGUCUUUCUCCCACCCUAUCAAUUUGAGAAGAGUAGACACUGGAUGGACAACAAGCCGUUACCCGCAAGUAGCCCCAUCAAAGCGAGUGAAGUACAAGAGGAGCAGCCGAAGCCGAAAAUUCAGUUCCUAGGAUAUCAGGGCUCGGCGAAGAUGGUCGCCAAGUUCUCCAUCGAUACUACGCACCCCAGCUACCGUGAAGCUGUGUCGGGCCACAUAGGUGCACAAACAGCGCCUCUCGCCCCAGCUUCAUUCAUGCUCGAUACUGUGGUUGAGGCACUGAGAAGCUUACCAGAAGGUAAAGACAGAGUACCGCAAGUAAAGAAUGUCACCAGUGAUGCGCCGCUGGGGCUGGACGAGACACAAAAUGUGUACAUUACACUCACCGCUCAGAGCACGGACAAGACAUUCUGGGACAUGGAAUUCACCAGCGAGAAUCCCGAAAAGGGUGCACGGUCACGGGUAGUCCAUUGUGCUGGUCGGAUCAAGAUGUUCAAGGCAGAUGAUCCCGCGCUCCAGGGCGAAUUCUCCCGGUACGGUCGCUUGGUCAGUCACCGUCGAUGCCGUGAACUUCUCGACAGCUCCGACGUAGAUGACAUCCUGCAAGGUCGCAAUGUGUACCGCGCCUUUUCCGAGGUUGUGGACUACGCUGAGCCCUACCGUGGCGUCCAUAAGUUGGUCGGCAAGGGCAAUCAGUCAGCCGGCCGAGUGGUGAAAAAGUAUUCUGGUCAGACCUGGGCGGACACGUUUCUGUGCGACUCAUUCAGCCAAGUAGGAGGUUUCUGGAUCAACUGUAUGACCGAUCGGCCAGCGUCCCAGAUUUACAUCGCCAGUGGCAUGGAGCAAUGGAUGCGUACACCGUUGUAUGCUGACCCGAGCACGCCGCGUCCUGAGACCUGGGAUGUGCUAGCAACACAUGAACGAGGAGAUGGCUUCUACACCACUGAUAUCUUUGUCUUUGACCCGGAAAAAGGCCAACUGGUAGAAACGUUCAUUGGGAUGAAAUACUCAUGUGUGCCAAAGGCAGUCUUCAGCAAGAUCCUCAGCAAGCUGGGGUCGAGUGCCAUUCCUCAACAGACUCAUCAGGCUGCAGUUGUGACAAAAGCAGUCUCGUCGCCGCUAAAAGCGACAGCUAGUGAUCCGGUCUCCAAAGCAAAGAAGGCAAAGGCACAGACUUCCGACCUGGUCGUACGCAUCAAGGGCGUGGUUGCCGAUUUUUGUGCUGUCGAUCCCAGCGAAAUUCACGAUGACGGCAAUAUGGCUGAUGCUGGCGUUGAUUCUUUGAUGGCAAUGGAGUUAGCACGCGAGAUGGAAGAAGUGUUCAAGUGUACGCUGCCAGCAACCGAACUUAUGGAGGCGGGGACGUUCCGUGACCUCGUCCGUGCGGUACAAAGAGCUAUGGGAAUCGACACAGUUGAUGAGGCAGAAGAUAUAGAUGAAACCAGCGAGAGUGGCACUACCUCUUAUACCGAGUGUGAAACAGAGUCAGAUGAGGCAGUUGACGCUGGUACCACCGAGUCUGUGACUAGCAUGAGCACUGACACGCCCGAGCUACAUCUGCCGCACGACAAAAUCUUAGAGGCAUUCGCUGAAACCAAAGCCUUGACAGAUCAGUUUCUCUCGGAAAACAACUGCAGCGGGCGCGUGCUUAGCUUCAACCCAGUCCAGAUGCAACUCUGCGUGACGCUGACUCUGGAGGCAUUCGAGGAGCUGGGUUCAUUCAUUCGAAGUGCGCAACCAGGUCAGCGGCUCGAGCGGAUCAAAUUUGAUGCCCAGCACGAAGAGCUGGUGGAAUACCUCUAUUCCCGAUUGGAGGAAGCUCGCCUGGUAGAGUUGGAUGAAGGAACGGUGACUCGUACGAGCUUGGAGUGGACCAGGAUGUCUAGCACUGCCAUUCUCGACGAAAUCAGUCGGACCUACCCUGAGUUCGUAGGUGCCAGCAAGCUUGCCGUUUAUACAGGAAGCAAACUGGCAUCGGUGUUACGCGGCGAACAAGAUGGUCUUCAACUGAUUUUCGGGACAAAAGAAGGACAGGAGCUUGUGUCAUGGAUGUACGGUGACGAAUCGCACAACGUGAGUGGUUACAAUCAAAUGCUGGAUUUCAUUCGGCGGCUCGUACACAAGCUUGGCAGUCGUUCGGGGACAGGUCCACUGAAAAUCCUCGAAAUGGGGGCUGGUACCGGAGGAGGUACAAAAUGGUUCCUUCCCGUGUUGGCCAAGCUUGGGGUUCCCGUCGAAUAUACCUUCACCGACAUCUCCCCUGCCUUUCUGGCGCAAGCCCGUCGGCGCUUCAAAGAAUAUCCCUUCGUGCAGUACCGUGUGCAUGACAUCGAGAAGCCUCCGGCAGACGAUUUAGUUGGGACUCAGCAUAUCAUUAUCGCCAGUAAUGCUGUGCAUGCAACCUCGAAUCUGCAGGUGUCAACCGGAAAUAUGCGUCGGGCAUUACGACCCGACGGGGUGGUCUUGAUGCUCGAGAUGACUCGACCACAGUUCACAAUUGAUAUUGUCUUUGGACUCUUCCGUGGCUGGUGGGUAUUCAAUGACGGGCGAAACCAUGCUAUCACUAGCGAGAACCGCUGGGAAGCCGACCUCCAUGCCGUCGGUUACGGCCACGUGGACUGGACAGAUGGCCAUUCGGCUGAAGCGAGCGUCCAACGAGUACUCUUUGCUACUUCUACCGGAGAGCAACGUGAACGGCUUCCGCUGGGGCCGAAUAUGUCUCAUGUGAGCCUCCUUGCCAGUGUUGACAAUGUUGCUCGAAAGCAGGCGACUGACAAGUAUAUCCGUCGCAGCAUUGAAGGCUUUACCGGACCGACAGUGACCCAUAGUCUAGUGACUGGACCGGUCGCUGUUUUGGUUACGGGGGCCACAGGCAGCUUGGGCUCUCACAUAGCUGCAUAUUUGGUGCAGCUGCAGGAGGUUAGUCGGGUCAUCUGCCUCAACCGACAGGGGAAGGAGGAUCCGUUUAACCGACAGAAGAAGGCUUUUUCAGAUCGAGGUCUUAGUUUGACCUCCAACGACUUUGACAAAAUCACGGUGAUUGAAACAGAUACGCAAGACGUAAAGCUUGGGCUCUCAGACGAGCAGCAUCAAUUUGUACAGAAUACCGUCACACAUAUCAUCCACAACGCUUGGCCGAUGAACGGUGCCCGGGGCCUGUCCGGGUUUGACUCUCAAUUCCGGACCAUGCGGCACCUGGUCGAUCUAGCACGCGACAUCGCGUCUGUCCGACCUGCAAAGACUCGGAUUGGUUUUCAAUUCAUAUCAUCCAUUAGUACGGUCGGAUUUGGUCCUCUCGUGACGGGUAAGCCAGAAAUUCCGGAGGAUCAAAGCGUGAUUGACUGGGUGUUGGCCAAUGGAUACGGCGAAGCAAAAUUUGUCUGUGAGCAGAUUCUUCAUCAGACCUUGCAGACGUAUCCGGACCGGUUCAAUGCCAUGGUGGUACGACCUGGUCAAAUUGCAGGGUCAUCGCUCAGCGGGUACUGGAAUGCUGCGGAGCAUUUACCCGCUCUGCUGAAAUCGGCCCAGACACUCAAGGCAUUGCCUGAUUUUGGCGGGGUGUUGUCUUGGACGCCUGUCAACACUGUCGCAGCCACUCUAGGCGAGCUUCUCUUCGCCGAAAAGGCCCAUCCCGUCUAUCAUGUUGAUAAUGCGGCUCGUCAACCGUGGCGAGAGAUGACGCCCAUUCUUGCGCAGGAGCUGGGAAUUCCCCUUGGCAAUUUGCUCCCGUUCUCGGAGUGGAUUGAACGUGUUGAGGCCUUUGCUGGUCCACGAGAAGACAACCCGGCAGGUGUGAUGGCGGACUGGUUGGCUGGCAACUUUGAGCGCAUGUCUUGCGGGGGAUUGCUGUUGGCGACAACGCGUGCCCAGCGAGACGCGUCCACGCUGCGGAGCCUGAGGCCUGUUGAUCAGAGGACAGUGCGGGGAUACGUGCAAUACUGGCGUCGGACGGGGUUCUUGAUGUAGAUAUAAGUGAAAACUUUUCUUAACGUCAGCAGUGUGAUCUCAUAAUUCAUUUAGAGGAUGCGAAAUAAUAGACGCAAAUGUCAACUUUCUAGAUCAUGAAAUGAAGUUUUUUACCCAAAUUGUACAGAAAGCGG